Molecule: messenger RNA, 1092 nt
Organism: Ectocarpus siliculosus
Lineage: Eukaryota; Phaeophyceae; Ectocarpales; Ectocarpaceae
Source: the annotation of a GenBank genome assembly
AUGAUGAUUGCCGCGCAAGCGCUCCUCGCGUUGACCGAAAGCCGCGCCUUUCUCCUACAACCCCCCAUUUCACCCCCGCCGACCCACUCCUCAAGGUUCAACCACUUCAGCUCCAACUCGGCGCGGAGAGCGCCGGUUGCCGCCACCCACUGCCUCACUGCCUCUAGUGCAAGGACCGCAAGGACCGCGAUUCACGCGGCAGCAGCGAAGUCCAGGAGCAGCAGCGGCGGCCGCCAAGGCGACGACGAGAGCUUCGCGGAGGACCAGAGGUACCGCCGCAAGGCGAGGGGGGCCAACCUGAGGAGGGACGACACGGGCUUGCCGUCGGAGAAGAUCUACGCUCCCCGACAGAGCGCCUACGGCACGCCGACGGUAGGCGGAACGGGGCGCCCCGGCAAGGUCCGGCCACAGGGGGAGGAGAGGGAAGUGUCCAUCAACAACGCGGCCCGAUUAAAGGUGGCCGGGGGAAUCGCCAAGGGUCGGCGGUUGGAAUCCCCAGACGUGUUUCUGCGCCCCAUGAUGGCCAAGGUUAAGGAGGCGUUGUUCAGCACCCUCAUGGGCUUCGGGGUGUUCGAGACCGAGGAUGCAAGGUUCCUCGAUCUUUUUUCCGGGUCUGGUUCGGUGGGGAUUGAGGCACUCUCGAGAGGAGCCGGUCACGCCACGUUCGUCGACUUCGCGAAGGACUGUUGCGAUGUAUGUUUGCGCAACGCCAACCUGUGCGGCUUCUCCGAUCAGGCCAAGGCUGUCAAAGGAGAUGUUAUGGAUGUUUUGUAUAACCCUCGAAGGUACGGCCUAGAUGCCCCGUUCGACGUGAUCACGGUCACGCCGCCUUACGAGGAAGUCGUCUACACCGAGCUCGUCAAGGCUCUCUCCGUCAGCGACCUCGUGGCGCAGGACACCCUGGUUGUGAUCGAGUACCCCGUCGAGCUCGGCUGCAUGCCGCACGCCAUCGGCGACGGCACCAUGGUCGGGCUGCGGAACCGGCGGUACGGGCGCACUGUGGUCGGGGUGUGGGUGUACCUCCCCUCCGGGCAGUUCGGCGACAUGCUGGACUCCCGCCCGGAGGAAUUUGUCAGCAUCAAGAAGAAGUAG